Messenger RNA from Hemibagrus wyckioides, 1819 nucleotides. It is a transcript of the gene bzw2, whose product is annotated as basic leucine zipper and W2 domains 2. The record is from RefSeq and is a predicted model, not a curated record. Gene Ontology annotation, molecular function: protein binding. Gene Ontology annotation, cellular component: cytoplasm; membrane. NCBI's taxonomy places the organism in Eukaryota, Metazoa, Chordata, Actinopteri, Siluriformes, Bagridae. The transcript is spliced from 12 exons. The coding region runs from base 155 to 1417 and encodes 420 amino acids.
UGAAGUUUACGCUGUCACAGAGAUGAGCUCCUCUAUAUUUAGCACAGAGCAGCGUGAGCCUGACCACGGCAGUCACUUUUUGCUGGAGUGCUCAGAGAGACACACGCACAUCACUCUCACUCUGUAGUGGAAAGGACAUUACAGCUGGACUUUUAUGAAUACCGGUAAGCAACAGAAGCCAGUGCUUACAGGCCAACGGUUUAAGACUAGAAAAAGGGAUGAAAAGGAGAAGUUUGAGCCCACGGUUUUCAGAGACACAAUCAUUCAGGGCCUCUACGAAGCUGGGGGUGAUCUUGAUGCUGUAGCCAAGUUUCUGGAUGUCACCGGUUCCAGACUGGACUACCGUCGUUAUGCUGACACUCUGUUUGACAUCCUCAUCGCUGGGAGCAUGCUUGCCCCCGGGGGAACACGCAUUGAUGAUGGAGACAAGACCAAGGUGACUGUUCACUGUGUGUUCACUACAGAGGAAAAUCACACUGCUGUUCGCAGCUAUGCUCAGGUUUUCAAUAAACUUAUCAGGAGAUACAAAUAUCUGGAGAAGGCAUUUGAGGAAGAAAUAAAAAAGCUGCUUCUCUUUCUGAAAGCCUUCACUGAGUCUGAGCAGGCUAAACUUGCCAUGCUGACCGGCAUCCUGCUGGCCACUGGCACACUGCCACCUGCCAUCCUUACCAGCCUUUUCAGUGAUAACAUAGUGAAAGAAGGAAUCGCUGCUUCCUUUGCAGUGAAGCUGUUCAAGGCAUGGAUAGCUGAGAAAGAUGCCAAUGCUGUGACUUCAGCCCUGAGAAAGGCCAGCCUGGAUAAGAAACUUCUUGAACUCUUUCCUGCCAACAAGCAAAAUGUGGAGCACUUCUCCAUGUACUUUAAUGAAGCCGGGCUAAAGGAGCUGUCGGACUACCUGCGUGUGCAGCAGUCUUUGGGCACUCGCAAGGAGCUGCAGAAAGAACUGCAAGAGCGUCUGUCUCAAGAGUGUCCCAUCAGAGAGAUUGUGGUGUAUGUGAAGGAGGAAAUGAAAAGGAAUGAUCUGCAGGAGCAGGCUGUGAUUGGCUUACUCUGGUCCUGCCUUAUGAACGCUGUGGAGUGGAACAAGAAGGAAGAGCUGGUUACUGAGCAGGCCCUCAAACACCUAAAGCACUACGCUCCUCUGCUGGCUGUGUUCAGCACUCAGGGUCAAUCUGAACUGGUCUUGCUGCUGAAGAUUCAGGAGUACUGUUAUGACAACAUCCACUUCAUGAAAUCCUUCUCCAAGAUAGUGGUGCUGUUCUACAAAGCUGAUGUCCUUAGUGAGGAAGCCAUUUUAAAAUGGUACAAAGAUGCUCAUGCUGCCAAAGGGAAAAGCGUCUUUCUGGAGCAGAUGAAGAAAUUUGUGGAGUGGCUUCAGAAUGCCGAGGAAGAGUCUGAAUCCGAGAGAGAAGAUUAGCAUUCGGGACGCCUGGAGAUCACUGCACACUGUUCUCUGAAGCCUGUUAGCGCACUGUAGUAGGACGACUCCUAGACAAUCGAGCACAACCAACGGGAGAAGCCAUAGAUAUCCUUUUAACAAAAGACACAUAAUCUUUACUAAUGCUGAUCAGGUACUGUGUAAAUUAGCUUCUCAAAUAUUCAAUUGAAUAAACCCGCUUGUAUGUAUGAGUAAUUUUUAUUAAUAAAAUGGUUUUUAUAUGCACCAUCUUUUGCUGAAUUGUCACUUAAAUAUCUAGUUUUUACUGAUGUGGGGGAUUAGACGGUUUAUAGCUUUUUCUUUUUUUCCCCCCAUGAAACUGUAAUGCAGUGAGAAGUGUUAAAUUGUUUUCCCAAUAAAGUAACUUUUUUAAAGCCCAAA